UGGUGAGUCUGAACAUUUUUCCUGAUGUGAUGCUUGUCUACAUUCAAAUUUUAAUCAUUGUGAAUAAAAAUUGGUUUAAUCGGAGACACUAAAGUACGUUGUUGGUGUACUUAUACACUCAGUUUCGUAGUUAUGUUAAUACUAUGCGAAGUUAUUAGACAAUUUUAUUGUUUUCCAAGCCCAUGCUAGCGAACGUUAGCUACCAUGUUAGUAGCGAACGUUAGCUUUGUGAUAAGUGGUUCUGUUGGCGAAAUGCUAGCUAACUGGAUUGCGAGACUUUGCUUAAUUUGUUUCUGCAAUUGAAACGAACUAUUGUUAUUGUCAAUCCAAAUAACAUUUGUCUAGUUGUUUGCUUUGAGACGGAGUUUGUUGUCUAACAAACUGACGUUAGUCUUUUAGCUAAACUGGGGACAGAUUUUAGCGCUGCACAGACAUUGUUCCAGUCGAAACUAGAAAAGUGCGGCAGCCUCAGCCUGCUGAAUCAAUGGCGUACUCAUCAAAUGCUAACUGUUAGCUAGCCAUUCUCUGCGUUGAGGAUGCAUGCUGUGCUAGGAGAACAUCAAAAUCCACGACACAUUUAUUAACAAUGGCAGAAGGCGAGCCACAGGUCCAGUUCAAGCUUGUGUUGGUUGGCGAUGGAGGAACGGGAAAGACUACUUUCGUCAAAAGACAUUUGACGGGAGAGUUUGAGAAGAAAUAUGUUGCCACUCUGGGAGUGGAGGUGCACCCGCUGGUCUUUCACACUAACAGAGGGGCCAUCAAAUACAACGUGUGGGACACAGCCGGGCAGGAGAAAUUUGGAGGGCUCCGAGACGGCUACUACAUCCAAGCCCAGUGUGCGAUCAUCAUGUUUGACGUCACGUCUCGAGUCACCUACAAGAACGUACCCAACUGGCAUCGUGACCUGGUGCGUGUCUGUGAGAACAUUCCCAUAGUCCUCUGCGGCAACAAGGUGGAUAUCAAAGACCGUAAAGUCAAAGCCAAGAGCAUUGUAUUCCAUCGCAAAAAGAACCUCCAGUACUAUGACAUCUCUGCUAAGAGUAAUUACAACUUUGAGAAGCCCUUCCUGUGGCUAGCACGGAAGCUGAUUGGAGACCCCAACCUGGAGUUUGUGGCCAUGCCCGCCCUCGCCCCCCCAGAGAUCCUCAUGGACCCCUCCCUCGCUGCGCAGUACGAGCACGACCUCAAAGUUGCAUCAGAAACAGCGCUCCCAGAUGAAGAUGAUGACCUUUAACCUGUUACAUAUGACCCCCCCUACCCCCGCGUGGCAGGAAGUUGUCUGAGUUUGGCCCCUUUACUGUAAAAUCCCGUUGCAGAUUUAUUUUUGAACUCUAUUUUUUUGUUUUGCUUGUGUUUUAAAACGGAAAGAAAUACAAACAUGGUGAAGUCGUGUGGUUCUCUAGUUUCACUGUAAGACACACCGCCCUAGUGUUGGCAUGGCAAUGUUACUCACCAUCAUCAAGCACCACCCUCUGCCCUUCCCCGGCACACACGCUGGGCUAAGGCCGACUGACCGGAAGCACUUGGGGGGGGGGGGGAAAUAAACUUUGAAUAAAAACAUUCUCAAUAUAA
Oncorhynchus kisutch (coho salmon) is the source of this 1572-nucleotide messenger RNA. It is a transcript of the gene ran, whose product is annotated as RAN, member RAS oncogene family. The transcript is spliced from 7 exons. Gene Ontology annotation, biological process: protein import into nucleus; ribosomal subunit export from nucleus. NCBI's taxonomy places the organism in Eukaryota, Metazoa, Chordata, Actinopteri, Salmoniformes, Salmonidae. The record is from RefSeq and is a predicted model, not a curated record. Gene Ontology annotation, molecular function: GTPase activity; GTP binding. Gene Ontology annotation, cellular component: nucleus; cytoplasm. Bases 587 to 1234 code for a protein of 215 amino acids.